AUGCAAGCUCGUAGGAUAAGCACUUCGCCUCGGCUAUGGCAGGAGCGAUCGUCUGCUGAGACGACGUCGGAAGAUGCACAAAAGGCGGCUUCGGGCGAGCGCCCUAUGGAGCAGACAGAGGCUGCCCGUGCUGCUCUAUGGAAUCAAAUGCUGAAUGCCAUCAUUGUGGACCCAUCGGAUAGCUCCGUGGGUGCACCAUCAAGCCAUCGCCGUCCUGCCACUUCUGCUAGCACGUCUCUUGACGGCACUGGUAUUUCUGGUUUGAAUCCCAGUUCAGAGAACGACAGGGUUUCUCUUAUUGAGCAGCUUGAUGCAGAAUUCCGUGAUCGCCCCACUUUCGGAAUGGCCAGCCCCGGUACGCCCACGACAGGCCGAUCUGUAUCUGUGAACAGCGCCUUUAACGGCACGUCUGCCUACUUAUACCGCCAGCUGUCGCAGAUUCUUUCCAGGAAUAAUGUUCGCCGGGAACUCAGGCUUGUAGAACGCUAUGAAAAGCCGAACCAAAAGCGUCGUCGCAAACGGUCUGAGCGUCAUCGCCGCCGCUUCGCGGAUAUGGUCCGUAAGAAAAUUCAAUUGAUUAUGGCUCUGAAGGCGCGUAGUCCAUAA
Molecule: messenger RNA, 606 nt
Organism: Malassezia pachydermatis
Lineage: Eukaryota; Fungi; Basidiomycota; Malasseziomycetes; Malasseziales; Malasseziaceae
Product: putative mitochondrial ribosomal protein s21
Exons: 2
Coding region: 1-606 (201 amino acids)
Biological process (GO): translation
Cellular component (GO): ribosome
Molecular function (GO): structural constituent of ribosome
Source: RefSeq, a predicted model, not a curated record